AUGGCAUUGUGCGCACUUCAUUUGCAGCUCCGGUAUAGAGAGAAGAGCGAUGGAUUGACCGGACAGGAGCUUGACCAUGGCUGGAUGGUUUACUCUUCGAAGAAGAAGGAUCCUAACAACCCUGAUUCCUUCCAAAUGUGCGAGGCUCUAUUGACCAUGCUUGUGGAGCUUGGCAAGAGCAAACAGCAGGGGAAGGCAGUAACCUGA
This is a messenger RNA of Linum tenue, 207 nucleotides long. Lineage: Eukaryota; Viridiplantae; Streptophyta; Magnoliopsida; Malpighiales; Linaceae. The record is from the annotation of a GenBank genome assembly.